AUGUCGGAGGCAAGACUCAUGGCCCGAGACCUCAUCAAGACUGUCCUGCAUGACCAGGUCCCCCGACCUUCAGUGGCUGCUGGGGCUCCCAGCAUGAAGGAGCCUGUGGAGGAAGAAAACAUUAGUCCUGUAGGAGACUUGGACCUCACGGAGUGCCUGGAGGACAGAAACCAGGUGGCCCAGAGGCUGGCCUACAUCGGUGAUGAGAUGGACCUGUGUCUGCGGAGCCCUCGUCUGGCCCAGCUGCCUGGGAUUGCCAUGCACAGACUCGCUGUCACCUACAGCCAGAUGGGUGUCAGGGGCGUUUUCAGGAGCCUGAUUCGUGGCCUCACCAACCUCAGGGAAAACAUCUGCUCCUGGAGAGUCCUGACUCCUGGCACCUGGGUGUCACCUGACCAGGCCCGAGGACAGCUGUUUCCCAUGGUGCUCUUGGUGCUCUUGCUGCUGGGCGAGGCCCUGCAUUUGCAGCUUCAGUGA
Molecule: messenger RNA, 477 nt
Organism: Onychomys torridus (southern grasshopper mouse)
Lineage: Eukaryota; Metazoa; Chordata; Mammalia; Rodentia; Cricetidae
Gene: Bik
Product: BCL2 interacting killer
Exons: 4
Coding region: 1-477 (158 amino acids)
Biological process (GO): apoptotic mitochondrial changes; male gonad development; apoptotic process
Source: RefSeq, a predicted model, not a curated record